Molecule: messenger RNA, 522 nt
Organism: Gigantopelta aegis
Lineage: Eukaryota; Metazoa; Mollusca; Gastropoda; Neomphalida; Peltospiridae
Product: NADH-quinone oxidoreductase subunit B-like
Exons: 4
Coding region: 1-522 (173 amino acids)
Biological process (GO): mitochondrial respiratory chain complex I assembly; aerobic respiration; electron transport coupled proton transport
Molecular function (GO): quinone binding; NADH dehydrogenase (ubiquinone) activity; 4 iron, 4 sulfur cluster binding
Source: RefSeq, a predicted model, not a curated record
AUGGUUCCACGUCAACAAAGUACAGCUGUUGUUCCUCGAGGUCGUUUUGACAAUGCUGCUGAAUUUGUUCUCACUAGACUAGACGACUUAGUCAACUGGGCAAGAAGGGGUUCUCUCUGGCCAAUGACAUUUGGGUUAGCAUGUUGUGCUGUUGAAAUGAUGCAUGUGGCAGCUGCACGUUAUGAUAUGGAUCGAUUUGGAGUUGUAUUCCGAGCUAGCCCACGUCAAUCUGAUGUUAUGAUUGUAGCUGGAACCCUCACAAACAAAAUGGCUCCAGCUCUUAGGAAAGUCUACGAUCAAAUGCCUGAACCAAGAUGGGUCAUCUCUAUGGGAAGUUGUGCAAAUGGAGGAGGUUACUAUCACUAUUCCUACGCUGUUGUUCGAGGCUGUGACAGAAUUGUUCCUGUUGAUAUUUAUGUACCAGGAUGUCCCCCUACGGCAGAAGCACUCUUGUACGGUAUCCUCCAGUUGCAAAAAAAAAUCAAACGCACUCGAGCAAUGACAAUGUGGUACAGAAAAUGA